Alternaria atra is the source of this 1506-nucleotide messenger RNA. RefSeq lists its product as uncharacterized. Bases 1 to 1506 code for a protein of 501 amino acids. The transcript is spliced from 2 exons. Gene Ontology annotation, cellular component: cytoplasm. Lineage: Eukaryota; Fungi; Ascomycota; Dothideomycetes; Pleosporales; Pleosporaceae. The record is from RefSeq and is a predicted model, not a curated record. Gene Ontology annotation, molecular function: oxidoreductase activity.
AUGAAGCAAGUAGGCGCGGAGGGAUCCAGACUGGGUGGCGCGUUUAGCGUCAGUCUUCCAGAAACAUCAGCCGCACUCAACGUCGAAGAGUAUGCAUCUAAACCACAAAGUCACCACCGUACGGGUUUUCCAAAACAAGGUGGACAGUCACUCUCAUAUUGGCUGCAGCAAAUUCGAUGCGACCCGCUACUCGACCACCGCACCACUGAUAAACUACCUCAAGAGGCAGACACAGUCAUCAUCGGGUCUGGCAUCACAGGAACGCUAGUCGCCAAGCACCAUCUCGAGACAUUUCCGGAUAGAAGUAUCGCUGUCCUCGAAGCGCGAGAGUUUUGCUCCGGCGCAACAGGUCGCAACGCAGGUCAUUGUAAACCUGAUCAAUGGCGACAUUACGAGAAAUUUGCCCAAGCGUAUGGCCACGAUCAAGCUCUCAAGAUCAUGGACAAUGAGCAAGCCACGUGGAGAGCCUUGGUGGCGUACGUCAAACAGAACAACGUGGACUGCGAUCUCUGGAUUGGAGAGACUUUGGACGUCCCCCUCGAUGACGAAGUUGCAAAGAUAGCCAAAGAAGUCUUCGAAAGGUAUGCAGAAGCUGGUGGAAAGGUCGAGCAUAUCAAAGUUACCCAUGACCCGGUUGAAGCAGUGAAAAAGUCCCGAAUCAGGAGCGCGAAGGCCUGCUACGCAUGGCAGGCGUCGACCUUACAGCCGUGGAAGUUGACGGCGCACAUCAUGCGCGAGAACAUCACCAAUGGCGCCAACCUUCAAACCCACACUACUGCGAAGUCAGUCUCCGAGGGAACGGGGUCCAGGAAAUGGAUGGUUCAUACGGAGCGAGGAGACAUCUCAUGUGACACUGUUGUGCACGCCACGAAUGCCUAUAGUGCAGCCCUCGAGCCAUCACUUCGCAAUGUCAUCACACCUAAACCGCAUAUGUGCAACAGGGUGGUACCGCCACAAGCCUUCAGCGGAUCCAAGGCUAUCAGAAAUUCAUAUGGCAUUCUGCUACCGGACGGUGCAUUGUUUAGUAUCAAUCCGCGCUCGUCUUCCGAUGGUAAUAUAAUGUUUGGUGGCUCCAACCCAGGGCAGAAAGAGCUUGAUGCGUGGGUUGAGCAGAACCCAGAAAACUGCAUCAACGACGGACUUGCGAACCUGAAGAGUGUGACAACUCAUGUCAAGAAGUUUACAGAAGCAGAAUUCGAAGGCUGGAACGACGCCCCGGCAGGUCCAGGUGAAGGGUUUGAGUACAGUUGGAGCGGCAUCAUCGGCCUGAGUGCGGACGGCGUUCCGUUUGUCGGAGAGAUACCCGGAAAGCCUGAUCAAUAUAUUUGUGCCGGCCACCACGGACAUGGUAUGGCGCGAAUCUUCACAGCAGCACCUGGCUUGGUGAAGCUCAUGAAUGGUGAUAACUGGAGUGCAACGGGAUUACCAGAGGUGUACCAGAUGACGCCUGAAAGACUGGAGAAAUUGACGAGUAUGAAGCCCGCACCUGCCAUCGCGGUUAUUUGA